Pseudophryne corroboree (corroboree frog) is the source of this 2434-nucleotide messenger RNA. It is a transcript of the gene JKAMP, whose product is annotated as JNK1/MAPK8 associated membrane protein. Gene Ontology annotation, biological process: response to unfolded protein. Lineage: Eukaryota; Metazoa; Chordata; Amphibia; Anura; Myobatrachidae. The record is from RefSeq and is a predicted model, not a curated record. Gene Ontology annotation, cellular component: membrane. Bases 282 to 1235 code for a protein of 317 amino acids. Gene Ontology annotation, molecular function: ubiquitin protein ligase binding. The transcript has 8 exons.
UAAAACGAGUUACGUCACUGCAUCCGCAGAGCCAGACCCGGAAGUGCUGGUUGUGUCUGACACCAGCGUUAUGGUCUGUUGAUGGGAGAGCCCUGACUGUGGUCCCUGAUGGGCUGCCGGACACAUUUCAUUGUGUCCUACAGAUGGCAGGGGAAGGUGGAGAAGAGAAAUGUCACAGUGCAGACAGAGCUCAGAGAGGCGUUCCAAUGACUCUGCUCACUACAUUGUGUGACUGUGGUUGCCAUGGUAGUCUAGGAUCGUAAAUCAUUGGUGGCAGUCUGAUGGAAAAAACAAUGGAAAAUGAUGUGGUUACAGGGAAAAUGUGCAUUGGCCUUUACUGUGGAAAACCAGUUAUUUUCUCCAAUGGCUCCAAUGAAACAUUCGGAGAUUGUGGGGCUUGUCCACGAGGCCAAAGGUCUGAUACGAGCAGCAUCUGCCGGCAAUGCACAGAGUCUCCCGACCUUUAUGAUUGGCUGUAUCUGGGUUUCAUGGCAAUGCUUCCACUCAUCUUACACUGGUUCUUCAUCGAAUGGUAUUCUGGUAAAAAGAGUUCCAGUGCGCUCUUCCAGCACAUCACAGCCUUGUUUGAAUGCACCGUAGCUGCCCUGAUAACGUUACUUGUUAUUGAACCCAUUGGAUCUCUGCACGUUCGCUCGUGUGGUGUGGAGAAGCUUUCUGAUUGGUAUACGAUGCUGUAUAAUCCCAGUCCAGAUUAUGUCAACACUGUGCACUGUACCCAGGAAGCCGUCUAUCCCUUGUAUACGAUUGUGUUCAUUUACUAUGCCUUCUGUCUGGUGCUGAUGAUGCUGCUCAGACCUCUCCUGAUAAAGAAGAUCGCCUGCGGCCUAGGGAAGUCGGAUCGUUUUAAAAGCAUCUACGCAGCACUUUAUUUUUUCCCAAUCCUAACGGUGAUACAGGCGGUAGGAGGCGGAUUACUAUAUUACGCCUUCCCGUACAUCAUUCUGGUAUUGUCAUUAAUAACGCUGGCUGUGUAUAUGUCUGCAUCAGAGAUAGAGUCUUUCAAGGAUCUGUUGGUGAGGAAGAAACGGCUGGUUGUCCUGUUUAGCCAUUGGCUUGUUCAUGCCUAUGGAAUCCUCUCCAUUUCUAGAAUGGAUAAACUAGAGCGGGACCUGCCUCUUCUCUCCUUAGUUCCCGGGCCUACACUCUUCUACCUGCUAACUGCCAAAUUUACAGACCCAUCACGAAUACGUCUGGAGGAAGGCAGCGGACAUUAACUGAAACACCAGCUGGGAAAUAAAUUCAACACAGAAAGCCAUAAAGUUAAGACUGAGGCGUAUCAGUAUUCCCGGACAUGUUCAAAGGGGGCCAGUCAGCUACGAGCAACGGAGACAGCCAUUUGUGCACUCAACCAACAUUUGAGUACACAUUCUACAAAUUAACUGGGAACCAUUUACAUUACUGUAAAGGUUAUCUAUAGCCUACAAACGUUAAAGGCAGCCAUUUUGUGGCCCGAACCAAUAUGUGAAAUUGCAGCCUAUCUAUUCACUAGGAACAGAGUGUGCUGUAUGCGUUAGUCCUAGUGAAUUGAAACUACAUUGUCAUGAAUACUGACAAAAUGCCUGCCUUUAAUAGGUGCAGGUGAUACUUUUUUUUCUUUUUUUUUUUUAACAAAUCUCUUCCCUCCAGCUGGAAGCUUCUCUCCUGUAUGUUGUCAGCCUGGAAAAGUGUAUCCUCAGGACAACAUUGCGCCAAAACACUCGCCUAUACUCUGAAGUAUGAAUAGGAAACCGCAUACUUUCUGGCUGGCAAAGCAUGCUGGGACUUAUAUACAGCCAGAGAGUGACAGGCUACUUUAACCCUGUGUUAUAAUAUUGGGCUGAGGGUUUAAAUCUACUGAUCGACUGUAAAGUAGCAAAGCUCAGGACUUCUGUACUAUAACCUUAUUAACGAGAUGCUGUUACCAUCCCGGCGGUCAGGAUCCCAGCGGUCAGCAUACCGACGCCGGGACACCGGCCACCAGGGGGCCAAGGACUAUUCCCACUCGUGGGUGUCCACGACACUCAUAGCGGGGAAUAGAACCUGUGGCGAGUGCAGAGAGCCCCGCAAGGGGCUUCGUUGUGCUCAUCCCCCCUGCCAGCAUUUUGGCGGCCGGGAUACCGGUGCUGGUAUGCUGACCGGCGGUCACCCGACCCCAACCCUUAUUAACAUGCAGUGUUUCAGGACUGCAGUAUCUGUAAUGCAUAUAUUAAGAAAGUUUAUUGUGGGAUUGAGGACAGGAUCUUUUCAUCCAUACUGUGUCUUCUCAACCUUUGUACAAUUAAUAUAUUUAUUUUUGAACUUCUUGUUUGGUUUGUGUUAUGAAUACAUGAAGGUAAGUUAAAGUUUAUUUGUUUUUGUUUUGUUUUUAUACAUUGAUUUCUGUAAUAUACAUUUUGUUUGAUCUGUCCAUGAAGAAUAAAAACAGCUUCAAGGA